UUUACAUGGAAGGGCAGUGCAUUGUGGGAUAUCUGUGAGCAAAGGUAGCUGACUGGAAGGCUGCAAUCCGCUGUCACCACUACCGAUGUUGCGCCUCUCCUCUUCACUACCUACAUAUCACAUUAUCCGAAGAUCAAUCAUGGCUCAGCAAAAGAAGAACAGAGUUUUUGUCAUUGGCGUAGGAAUGACAAAGUUCGAGAAGCCGGGAUCCAGAGAGGACUUUGACUACCCUGAUAUGGCCAAGGAAGCAGGACAAAAGGCCCUGGCAGAUGCUGGCGUUCCGUAUUCUGCCAUUGAGCAGGCGUGUGUAGGCUAUGUCUAUGGGGACUCCACCUGCGGUCAGAGGGCCAUCUACCACGGCCUGGGCCUGUCGGGCAUCCCCAUCCUGAACGUGAACAACAACUGCUCCACGGGGUCCACGGCGCUCUUCAUGGCCCGCCAGCUGGUGCAGGGAGGACUGGUGGAAUGUGCGCUGGCUCUCGGCUUUGAGAAGAUGGAGAGGGGCUCUCUGACGUCCAAGUACAUGGACCGGACCAACCCCAUGGACCGCCACAUGGAGGUGAUGAUCAACCGCUACGGCAUGGUGCCCGCCCCCGCCGCCGCCCAGAUGUUUGGCAACGCCGGGCGGGAGCACAUGGAGAAACACGGUACGAAACCAGAGCACUUUGCCAAAAUUGCAUGGAAGAACCACAAGCAUUCAACCAACAACCCCUAUUCCCAGUUCCAGGACGAGUACAGUCUGGAUCAGGUCAUCAACUCCAGGAAGGUGUUUGAGUUCCUCACACUGCUGCAGUGCUGCCCCACGUCGGACGGUGCGGGGGCGGCGGUGCUGGCGAGCGAGGCCUUCGUCCGGCGCCACGGGCUGGAGCGCCAGGCGGUGGAGAUCGUGGCCCAGGAGAUGGUGACGGACCUGGCCAGCACCUUCACUGAGGACAGCUGCAUCAAGAUGGUGGGCUACGACAUGACCCAGCUGGCCGCGCGGAGGGUGUUCGCGGCGGCGGGGCUGCAGCCCGGCGACGUGGACGUGGUGGAGCUCCACGACUGCUUCUCGGCCAACGAGCUGAUCACCUACGAGGCCCUGGGGCUCUGCGCAGAGGGUAAAGCGGGGGAGCUGAUUGACCGGGGGGACAACACCUACGGGGGGAAGUAUGUGGUGAACCCCAGCGGCGGCCUCAUCUCCAAGGGACACCCCCUGGGCGCCACAGGCCUGGCCCAGUGUGCUGAGCUCUGCUGGCAGCUGCGCGGGGCGGCGGGGCAGCGGCAGGUCCCGGGGGCCCAAGUGGCCCUGCAGCACAACAUCGGCCUGGGGGGGGCGGUGGUGGUCACCCUGUACCGGCUGGGGUUCCCCCUGGGGGGCGGCGGAGCUCGUGUUACGGCUGCCCCCACCAGUGCAGCUGGUGGCCUCGAGGACUUUAAAGCCUACGCCGUCUUUCAAGAAAUCGAGAAAAAACUGCAAGAGAAAGGGGAGGAGCUUGUCAAGAAGGUCCGAGGAGUGUUUGCCUUCCAGGUGAGCGACGGUCCCGAGGGGAGAGACGGGCGCUGGGUUGUGGACGCGAAGAACGGCAGCGGGUCCGUCACCAACGACCCGGAAGCGAAGGCUGACUGCACCCUGAGCAUCGGGGACGAGGACCUCCUGGCGCUGAUGACCGGGAAGCUCAACCCUCAGACGGCCUUCAUGCAGAAGAAGCUGCAGAUCAGUGGGAACAUGGGCCUGGCCAUGAAGCUCCAGAGCCUGCAGGUUAAGCCCGAGACGCCAAGCUGUGAGCCGCGUCACAUGACCUCCGGGACGUGGAGACUCCCAGCGUCGCGGCGGCGUCAGUCCAGCAGCGCAACUUCUACCUUCCCCUCGCCAUCAGGGGGGCAUUUCUCUCUUACUGUUUAUAAAGAAUCUAAGUUGUGCUGCUCCUUUUUAAUAAUCCAGGACCACUGUUUAAAACCGGCCAACAGUGAUGGUGUUGAACCACAGCCCUAUUGUGUGUGUGUGUGUGUGUGUGUGUGUGUGUGUGUGUGUGUGUGUGUGUGUGUGUGUGUGUGUGUGUGUGUGUGUGUGUGUGUGUGUGUCUCUGUCUCUCUCUCCUUCUCUCUUUCUCUCUUGUACUAAAAUACUACACAUUUUGCUACGUUGUGUUGGCUCAUCUAAAGACCCUGGUUAACCAGAAGAGAUUUGCCUUACCCAUAUAGACCGUAUGAAAUCGAACUGGUAUAUGUCCGGUAUAUACCUGGGGCUGCUGGUAAUGACACAACGUGACGUUUGUCUCCGCUCUGUCUGGCCAGAGACCUUACUAGGAUGUUCUUGCCAUGCACCUUGAAGAGCUUAUUGUGCGUCAAAUGAUGAAAAGCUGAUGUCUGAAUCUGAAUCAUGAACACUGUAUUUUAUGGAAAGAAGAAUGAAAAUCUGUGAAUGGGAAUGCACCAAGACACCAAGUAACAAAAUAAAGAAAUUACUUUGAA
Messenger RNA from Gadus macrocephalus (Pacific cod), 2451 nucleotides. It is a transcript of the gene scp2a, whose product is annotated as sterol carrier protein 2a. Gene Ontology annotation, molecular function: acyltransferase activity, transferring groups other than amino-acyl groups. The transcript has 16 exons. The record is from RefSeq and is a predicted model, not a curated record. The coding region runs from base 86 to 2101 and encodes 671 amino acids. NCBI's taxonomy places the organism in Eukaryota, Metazoa, Chordata, Actinopteri, Gadiformes, Gadidae.